Molecule: messenger RNA, 2169 nt
Organism: Saprolegnia parasitica CBS 223.65
Lineage: Eukaryota; Oomycota; Saprolegniomycetes; Saprolegniales; Saprolegniaceae
Product: serine/threonine protein kinase
Exons: 14
Coding region: 1-2169 (722 amino acids)
Biological process (GO): protein phosphorylation
Molecular function (GO): ATP binding; protein binding; protein kinase activity
Source: RefSeq, a predicted model, not a curated record
AUGUCCAUCCUCACGAUGCUGCUCCAACACCCCAAAACCAAGAAUAAGAACGGCAUUGACGUGACCAACCACAGUGGGGAAUCACCCCUUUUUGGCGCUGCGACCAGUGGCCACGCCGACGUUGUCAAGUGUCUCCUUCGUGCCAACGCCAGCCCGUACAUCAUUUCCCAUGAUGGAUCGACACUGUUGCAUGCCGCUGCAAUUGGCGGGAGCAUGAGCGUCCUUCACCAAAUCGUCCAGUGUGGCGUCAACGUUGAGGCGUGCGACGCGAUGGGGCAGACACCACUCCACAUUGCGUCCGAGAAGGAUCACGACAGUGUGGUCAAGUACCUUUUGGACAUCGACGCCAAUGUCUUUGCUAAGGAUAAGACGGACAAGACGCCGUUAAUGCUGGCGACCCACCCAAUCGUCAUCAACACCCUGCUACAGGCAGAAAAAUUGACCAAGCAAAAGGCUUCUCAGCUCUCGCAGGCCACGCUAGACCACAUCGUCACGCGUAUCUGCGGCUCGGAGGAGUUGCUGCGCCUACUUGUCCAGCGGGUUUGCGACCGCCUCGACGCCUCGGUGGGUCGACCUGUGAACACACAAGACACGAACGAGCGUGCCCAAGCCGAUAACGACAACGACGCCAGCCAAGUGCUGCUGGCCGACGACAGUGAUUCCAACGCCGCGAACGAGGCGGGCGACUCUUCUCUGCAUCUCGCUGUACAAACCAACGACCACAAGACGUUGAUGUCGCUUUUGCGAUCGCCCAGCAUCAACGUCGACGUUCGCAAUGCGGGGGGCGUGACGCCGGUGAUUCUGGCCGUCCAAAUGGGCCACCGACGCCUGGCGGCGAUGCUCCAGAAUGCCGCACACCGUGUUAUCCCGAGCGUGCCAGCCACUAACAUCAAGAUGGAGCAAUCUAGUCCAUUGUAUGGUGCCGUGUACAAGGGCAUGUUGAACGAUCGUGUCGUCGCCAUCAAAACGCCUGCCGAUGAGUCCUCCGCCCAAGCAAUCAUCCACGAGAUGGAGACCAUGCAGCAGUGCAACUCGCCGUACGUGCAACAGCUGCUCGCCGUGUCGGAUGUCAACACAUCGAGUCCUAAGCUCGUGCUCGAGUAUAUGGACGCGGGUGAUUUGCGCAGCUACCUCGACGCCAAGCGGCUCGGUGACUCCACCAAGGUCAACGUCUUACCAUUGGAAGUUGCGUGGGUCCUUGCGAAUGCGCUCGCUGACUUGCACCACAACGGUCUGCUUCACCACGACCUCGAGAGCUACAACGUACUUCUCUCGUCGACCAACUACAUUAAAGUCGCGAACCUCGGUUGCGGCCUCGAGUCGAACGCAACGACGGGCAAGAGCACACCGUACUGGACAGCACCCGAGGUGCUUGCGUCGACAAGCAAGUACAGUUUUGCCGCCGACAUUUACUCGUUUGGCGUCAUCUUGACCGAACUGGACACGCUUCAGUUGCCUUUUCACGAUACCAAAGACCUCGGGUACUGGGGUAUCAUCGAUGGCGUGCGUCUCGGCAACCUCCGUCCGACAGUGAGCGCCAACUGUCCGCAGUGGUUGCGUGACCUUGCCGACGCCUGUCUGUCGUUUGACCCGACGCAGCGUCCGUCAGCGCACAUGAUUGUCCAGUCGCUCCAAAAGCUACUCUAUCGCAGCGAGGAAGCGUUGGUGACGCAAAUCAAGAGUGAGCAAACGACCGAGUUGGCCGAGCCGAGUCCAGGUAGCCCCACGACUGCCAUAUUUGACGAGAGCCCACAGCCACCGACGAGCGAUGUGACCAGCGACGCCGAUACCGCACCGGCUGCCGUCACGCCCACAACUUUGAUUGCAUCGACAGUGUCGGCGGCGACCUCGAACACCAAGUCUGUGAGCACGCAAAUCGUGUGUCAGCUCUGCCGUGUUUCCAAUUCGCUCCUUCAGAUGCACUGCCAAGGCUGCGCGGAAGAGCUCGCUACCGUUGCGUCCAAGCUCAAAACGCUCCUCAGGCGUCUCUCGGUCGCCAAGAAGAACGGAUUGGAGAUCGACGACGAUCUUGUUUGCACCUGCUGCGACACACACCAACCGAUGGAGGCGAUGACCUGUGACAACUGCGACGAUGCACUUCCUGACGACCAAGAGAAGCUGCGUCUCCUCGUGCUACGCAUCGAGCAAGCGACCAAGUCCAAGGCCUAA